AUGGUUGGUCUCCCCUCUCUGAAAACUUUGCAAAUUCAAAGUGUGAAGCUCUUAGAUGGAGAAUCUUUCCGAAAGAUUCUAUCUAUCUGUCCUGUUCUUGAAAAUCUGUUGGUGAAACUCUAUGGUGGUUACGUCAAUAUGGGAAUGAUCAAUGUUGGCAUCCCUUCUUUGCUGAGGUUAUCACUCCAAAUACCUUAUGAUGGUCUUCUAGAUGGUUUAGUGAUAGAUACCCCUUCUUUGAAGUAUUUGAAGCUUGAGGAUUAUGAUAAAGAGUAUCUUCCAUCAUGUCUUAUUGAGGAUCUGCCUCAGCUGGAGAAGGCAUAUCUAGAUGUUAACUAUCGUGAUGUCGAGAGACUUAUAGCAUCAAUCACAUCUGUCAAGCGGCUUACGUUAGCUUUGGAGGCUAUAUAUCGUGGCAAGUUUGUUUUCAACCAGCUCGAACAUUUGAGGCUAUGCGUAGGCACUAAUUGUGCGUCUAGUCUCCUUGUCCGGUUACUUGAAGAUUCUCCUAACUUACGAGAACUAGAUCUCUUUGAAAUGCAUUUGAAGUGUUUUCUGCCUAAGAAUCUGAAAUUGGUUAUAUGCCCUCACCUGUAG
Messenger RNA from Brassica rapa (field mustard), 597 nucleotides. RefSeq names its product FBD-associated F-box protein At5g38590-like. NCBI's taxonomy places the organism in Eukaryota, Viridiplantae, Streptophyta, Magnoliopsida, Brassicales, Brassicaceae. The record is from RefSeq and is a predicted model, not a curated record.